Molecule: messenger RNA, 2160 nt
Organism: Triticum aestivum (bread wheat)
Lineage: Eukaryota; Viridiplantae; Streptophyta; Magnoliopsida; Poales; Poaceae
Product: disease resistance protein RGA5
Exons: 5
Coding region: 16-2160 (714 amino acids)
Biological process (GO): defense response to other organism
Molecular function (GO): ADP binding
Source: RefSeq, a predicted model, not a curated record
CUCCUCGUCCAAGCCAUGGAGGCGGCCAUGAUCCCCUUGAUCAAGAAGCUCCGUGGCCUGCUCGCAAACGAGUACAACCUGGAGAAACGCGUGAGGAAAGGCGUGAAAUCUCUCAUCACGGAGUUGGAGAUGAUGCACGCGGUUCUAAGCAAGAUCGGCACCAAGCCGGCCGAGCAGUUGGACGAGCAGGUCCUCAUGUGGGCGGGCAAAGUGAGGGAGCUCUCCUACCGCAUGGAGGACGCUGUCGACGGUUUCCUCGUGCGCGUGGAGGACGUCGGCCAUGAUCAUGGCUCCAACAACAUGAAGAACAGAGUCAAGAAGUUCCUCAAAAGGGCUACCAAAUUGUUUACCAAGGGUAAGGCUCUUCAUCAGAUUUCCAAUGACAUUGAAGAAGCUCAGUGGCUCUCCCAGGAGUUGGGUGACCUGCGCCAAAAGUAUAUGAGUGACGCGGACACCAAAGGUAAUGGUGAUGCCAUUGACCCUCGCCUCAAGGCGGUGUACAAAGAUGUCACAGAGCUUGUUGGGAUAGAUCACAUCAGAGAUGAGCUGAUCGAGAAGCUGUGUGACGGCAAUGAGAGGUCCAAGGACCAAUUAAGGACCAUGUCUAUUGUUGGAUUUGGCGGACUGGGCAAGACAACUGUGGCCAAAGCAGUGUAUGACAAGAUCAAAGUGCAGUUUGAUAGUAUUUUCAAGAAGAUCUUAUAUGAACUUGACAAGAGCAAGUAUGCUACCAUCAACGAAGCUGCUAGGGACCAUGAACAACUCCUCGAUGAAUUGAGGAAUUUUCUUCAGGAUAAGAGGUACCUUAUUGUAAUUGACGACAUAUGGGAUGAAGAAGCAUGGGGAUUGAUCAAGUGUGUUUUCUCCAACAACUACCUUGGUAGUCGAGUAAUGACUACCACCCGCAUUGGCAGUAUCUCUGAAGCAUGUUGCUCUUCUGGUGAUGAUAUAAUAUAUCAGAUGAAACCACUUACUGAUGAUCACUCCAAAAGACUCUUCUACAAAAGAAUAUUUCCUCAAGGAAUUAAGUGUCCCGAUGAGUUGGAGAAGGUAUCUAGAGAAAUCUUAAAAAAAUGUGGUGGAGUACCACUAGCCAUAAUCACUAUUGCUAGUAUUUUAGCUAGUAAUGGUCAAGAUCAACAGAUAAAGCCAAAGUAUCAAUGGGACAACAUACUUGGCUCUAUUGGUCGUGGACUUGCAGGAGGUGGAGGUGCAAAGGACAUGCAGAGAAUAUUGUCCUUUAGUUAUUACGAUUUACCUUCUCAUUUGAAGACUUGUUUAUUAUAUCUCAGUAUAUUUCCAGAGGAUUUUGAGAUAAGGAGAGACCGGCUGAUAUGGAUGUGGAUAGCCGAGGGCUUUGUGCAAGGUGGAGAACAAGAAACUGGACUAUUUGAGCUUGGAGAGAGUUACUUCAAUGAGCUCGCAAAUAGAAACUUGAUUCAACCAGUACAUGUUGAUGCUACCGAAGGUUGUGAUCUUGGGAGAAAUGGCCAUGAUGUUGAUCUCAGGUAUAUUGACAAUUUAUUACACCUAAGGUAUCUAGGGCUCAGAAGCACUUUUGUUCGUGAGCUCCCUGUGGAAGUAGGAAAGCUACAGUUUUUGGAGACACUCGACUUAGCAGAAAAUGGAUCAAGUAUACGAGUGAUUCCGCCAAGUGUUGUCCGUCUAAAAUGUUUGAUAUUCCUAGAUGCACAAGACGCGGUGUUACCCGUUGGGAUCGGGAACCUGACGUCCCUAGAAGAGCUGACUGGAAAAUUGGUGGAUGUGAAAGAGCUAGGGCAACUGGUCAAGCUGAGAGUGCUCUACCUUUGCUGGAAUGGGAGCGAUGAGAGUGUGUGUAAUUCUUUGGUGGAGUCCCUGAGCAAGCUGCAGAAAAUGCAGAGUCUAACAAUUUUCGGUUGUGCAUGGCGUGCAAGGUCUGAUGUCAGCUGGGAUGGCUUUGUGCCCACCCCACAGCUUCGAGUGUGCGAGUUCUUUGGUUUUCUCACGGGGCCAUCUAUGUUUCCACGAGGAGCAAUGCCAAGGCUUGAAAUCCUGGGGUUCCGUGCUGAGUGGUCGGAUAUUGCCAGCGGUGAGCUGGAUGUCGGCAUGGGACACACCUCCCUUCCCUUCAGAAAGUCAGCGUUGCACUUUGUUAUGGGAAAUCCAGCUCUUCCGUGA